This is a messenger RNA of Pelmatolapia mariae (spotted tilapia), 1520 nucleotides long. It is a transcript of the gene catip, whose product is annotated as ciliogenesis associated TTC17 interacting protein. Lineage: Eukaryota; Metazoa; Chordata; Actinopteri; Cichliformes; Cichlidae. Gene Ontology annotation, biological process: cilium organization; actin filament polymerization. The transcript has 9 exons. The coding region runs from base 129 to 1202 and encodes 357 amino acids. The record is from RefSeq and is a predicted model, not a curated record.
GAAAAAAGCUACGAGGGAAAAGUGUGGGAUAAGACUGCUUUGCAUAAAAUGACCCAGACAGACUGCCUGUCGCAGCAGACGAGUGUCCUGUGAAGUUGCUCCCACACACUUUUCAGGCUGUUUUAAAGAUGGAAGCCACGCUGGGUGAACAGACUGCUGUGGGUUUUUCAGCGGGGACUGAAGGACCUGAACACCGACAGGAGCUGGAAGCCUCUGACGAAGCUGUCACGUUCAUGUCCGGCAUUGAGCCUGCCGAGCUGCAGAUAUGUGUGUUUGCAGACUCGCUGAUGACUGUAUCAGAGGAGGGGAGAGAGCUGGGGGAGUUCAGUGUGACGGUGGAGUUUGUCCGGAGAGAGCAGCCAUGCAUGAUGCUUCAUGCUCAGAGCCAAGGAGCCAUUGAUGACUGCCCCUGUGGGACAGCAGUGACAGCCUACCUAACGACUGACCUGGAGGUGCUGGAGGAAGAUCACCAUGAAUAUAUCAAGCUUGAGGGCCACAGUGUGGACAAAAGGUGUCACAUGGUGCAGCGUGACGGGCAGAUGGUGAUCCAUAAGGUUACGACUGUGGGAGAGGAGGUGACAGAGGAGAGCAUGUCCUAUCCCAUGUCUGUCCUGAGAGGGCUGGUAACUGAGGGCUCCAGCUUGCUGCUGAUGCGCCUGAUCGCUCUAAGGAGGAAGAUGCCAGAAAACAUGACGUUUGUCUCCUUAGACCCAGGAUUACACAUCAUUUACACCUCCUUUAGAGAGCUGGGUCAGAGGCAGCUAGAGGUCGGGGCUGAGGUCCUGGAUGUAUUUGGGGUAGAGAGGAUUAUUCAGGCCAUGGAGGGCAGCCCCAGUACCUGGCAGUGCUACUUCCUGGAUGAUGGGCAUCUGGUGACCAGAGUUCAGGUGGGGUCACCGGUCACCAUGAGACUUCUAGAGUUGCCAUCAAAGGCAGAAAAAGUAGAUUUCAAGAAGAUCCCCCUUGUGUGGGAGGAAGACAUGCAGAUGCGUUCUAAGUUCCUGGACAGAAAGGAAGAGCUAAAGGCCGACCACUCCUCAUACUUGAGACAGCAUCCAGAGAUUCGAGCACUAAUAUCUGACUUCCUACAGUUGCUGUUGUUGAGAAAACCAGACGACGUCUUCCUGUUUGCCAGAGAGUACUUCACCACUUUUGCCUCUCGUCAUCCUGCAGACGCAGACCAGGAAGCCCAGUCCCUCUAGUCACAUUAUCACAUGCUCACAAACUGUCUCUUUACAAGCUUCAUAUAUGUUUGUUCAUGAGAAUAAGCUUCACUGUCAUUUAGAAAGUGCUUUUGUUUUUUAUUCCGAGUCACUGAUUAUUAGUUGUAUCUGUGAACAUUUGGUGGAGAGGAACACAAACGUUUAAACCUCAGACUUUGUGAUCUUUCCAGUAAGAAAGUAAAGGGGUUUUUUUCAGUUUCAGUUUCAGUAGUUUGGGCUUCUUGUACACGUUUGGGCAAAGCCCCCUGGCGACACAUAAUUAAAAAAAAAAAAAAAAAAGCACGUGAGUUUUCAAAA